AUGAAAAAUCAUUAUGACACUUUGGGCUUAGAGAGGAAUGCUAAACCUAACCAAAUUAAGUAGGCCUAUCAUAAAUUAGCCCUUUAGUGGCAUCCAGAUAAGAAUAGUGAGUUUGGGGCAACAGAUUAAUUUAACUAAAUAAAUGAAGCCUAUACUACCCUAUCGAAAGAGGAAUCAAAAUCCAAAUACGACAGAAGACUAUAAACCAGAGAGAAUUGGAAUGACCUGAUAACCUAUUUUAAAUAGUAACAAGAAGAACAAAAUUUACAAUAUGAUAUUAGGGAUGAUUUUAUAUCAAACGAGGAUCGAGAAUUCUUAAGAACCUUUUCAAAUAAGCAAGAAACUGAAUAAAUUUAAAAAAAAAGAAUAAGAAAAAGAAAAUGA
Messenger RNA from Paramecium tetraurelia, 384 nucleotides. RefSeq lists its product as uncharacterized. Gene Ontology annotation, cellular component: cytoplasm. The record is from RefSeq and is a predicted model, not a curated record. The transcript is spliced from 2 exons. NCBI's taxonomy places the organism in Eukaryota, Ciliophora, Oligohymenophorea, Peniculida, Parameciidae. Gene Ontology annotation, biological process: protein refolding.